This is a messenger RNA of Leptinotarsa decemlineata (Colorado potato beetle), 2595 nucleotides long. It is a transcript of the gene Hsl, whose product is annotated as Hormone-sensitive lipase. Gene Ontology annotation, biological process: cholesterol metabolic process; triglyceride catabolic process. NCBI's taxonomy places the organism in Eukaryota, Metazoa, Arthropoda, Insecta, Coleoptera, Chrysomelidae. Gene Ontology annotation, molecular function: sterol ester esterase activity; triacylglycerol lipase activity. Gene Ontology annotation, cellular component: cytosol. The record is from RefSeq and is a predicted model, not a curated record.
ACAGCAUUAGGGAAUGUCUGAUUAAUUUUGAACUACUUUUCUUUAAUAGAAAAUUGACAUGAAGAGAAAGUAGCUAACAAUAUUUCCACGUUAAUGUACCGUCUAGAUCGUACCUUCCAAAUUUUCUAAAGAUUACAACAUGACAGACCCUAAAAAUUCUUUGAAUGAAGGAAACAUUGGAAAUGGUGUACAAAUGCUCAAGAAAAAAGAGUCUACAAUAAACACCCUGAAACUCCUAUGUAAGGACAACGCAGAGUACUUCGCGACAGAUAGUACAGAAAAUGGACAAAGAUUGUAUAUCUCAUUUUUGGCAAUGAUCGAUUCUGUGACUCAGAUGUGGCCUAAAGUAGAAGACUUAGAGGAGAAUGUUGCACGCUAUGAUUUUGAUGAAAGAACCCCUGCUAAUGGCUAUCGAAGUUUUUUACUUGUUUCUGAUUUAGCUGUUCAGUUGGCAGUUGAUUUGAAUGAAAAAGUCCUUCAGAAACGGGAUAGUGUGUUAUUCCGAAAGUCUGUUUUAACUAAAGAUGUGGAGUCCUGCUCACAUUUAAUUGUAAGUCUCGACAGUUGUCUAGGGCAUCUGAAAACAAUGUUGUCUUGGAGUGAAGACAAUAAUUUAUUCAUAAAAGAUGAUUUUUCAAUUGAAGAGUUGAUUAUGCAGUUUGGACAAGUAAAUCAACACUGUUUCUAUGGAAGAAACCUCGGAUUUCAGUUCUGCGACUCUAUAAGAAAUGUAUUAAAAAUCAUCACAACUUGUAUGACUCUAUUCUCUGAAGUUUAUUAUAAUGAAGGAUCCCUGAUAUCCAGAGCAACAACCUCUGUUAUGUCCAUGAAGUACAUCACAGAUCCGGAACAGCGUGCGAGAAGGAUCGUAAAUAUUUCCCAAAAUGCAGAAGUUGAUUUUUGCAAAGCUUUCUGGUUCAUGUCGGAGACAGAACUGGUCAACCAGCUACCGUCGAUUGUCUCGCCAAGCGUAGCCAUCUCAAAGCUAAUUCACUUGCCUCCCGAACCUUUGUUUGUAACUACGGCUGAUGGUAGAGAAAUUGAGAUACCUGUGCCUUCUUCAUAUCUAGGUAAGAAACCACUGCAGCUACGUCUUAUCAGCCACAAGUUGCGGUCAGGAAUGAUAGGAACGAAAAACAACACCAAAGUGGAGCCGGCUUGUAAAGGGCUGCUAUUCCACUGUCACGGAGGAGGGUUUGUGGCACAAUCAUCCAAAUCCCACGAAGGAUAUCUGAGGGAUUGGGCGAAAGAUCUUGAUAUUCCCAUACUGUGCGUCGAUUAUAGCCUCGCGCCAGAAGCACCAUAUCCCAGAGCUCUGGAGGAGGUUCUUUAUGCUUAUUGUUGGGCAAGAAAAAAUUUCAGACUGCUUGGUAGUACAGGUGAAAUAAUCGUAGGGGCUGGUGAUUCGGCAGGAGCUAAUUUACUAUUGAGCAGCACCUUGAAAUGCAUCAACAUGAACAUUCCAACAUUGAAGGGGCUGUUUGUUGCUUAUGCACCUACCCUUGUCCACUACACUCCGUCACCUGCUCGGCUGUUAUGUUUGAUGGAUCCCAUGAUACCGUUUGGAUUUUUGAUGAGGUGUCUGAAAGCCUAUGCAUGCCCUGACGAAAAUCUGAAAAAGAAACGGGUUCGUUCCGACAGUAACUCUGACACCGAGAGCUUUGAGGAAAUCUCCGAAUCGGAUCUGAUGGAGUUACAAGCACAUAAAUCUCCUGUUUCCGAUACUUCAGACACAUUGACGUAUGGUUCUCUGAUGUCAAAUGAUGGAGCAGAAGAAAAUACCAAAGCGGUGAAUCUAAACGAUUCCGACAUAGAGGAAGGUCAGAAAUAUAUGUCAGACCUGCUGGAGAAAUAUGUCUUAGACUCAGAUACGGAAACUGAUGGUACUAAAAUAUCUCUUGUAACUCAAGAAACUGCAUCAUCUUCAAAUACAGCUGAUAACUCAAUCCAGAAAAAGGUUACAUCAUUUUUGUAUAAUCUGAAAGGGCAGUUCACCGAAUAUUUAGGAAGCAGAACUAUGUCACCAGCUGAAAAGUUACUAGAUUUGGAUAUCGACCCUCAAACUAACUUGAUCAAUAAAUUCGCUUUUAAUGUACCGAAGGAUCCGUAUUUAAGUCCCCUUUAUGCUGAAGAUGAUGAUCUACGGUUGCUCCCCCCAACGCAUAUUUUGAGUACUCAUUUUGAUCCCUGUUUGGAUGAUUGCGUAAUGUUCUCAAAGAGGCUGAAAAAUCUCGGGAAUAAUGUAAAAUUAGACGUGCUAGAAUCUUUACCGCAUGGAUUUCUCAACUUUUCUUUGUUCUCAAGAGAGGCCUAUGAGGGAUCCAAAGUUUGUAUCCAACGUAUACAAGAAUUGUUGAGGGAAGAACAAUAAUGAUGAUAACUUUUACGGAAAUACUCAUCGAUAUUAUUUUUGAAAAAUUCAAUAAACGUUUUUGUGAAUAAGUAUUAUGAAAAUUCUAUUGUAAGGUGAAUUGUAUAUUGGCCUAUUAAGGAAUUUUUCUAGACUAGAGAAUGAAACAAUUAUUUUUAUACAGUACUUACAUUAUAGUGAUGAUUUGUUGGUUAAUGUGCUAAGCGUAAUUUUUGUAACGAAGU